Molecule: messenger RNA, 1188 nt
Organism: Colletotrichum acutatum
Lineage: Eukaryota; Fungi; Ascomycota; Sordariomycetes; Glomerellales; Glomerellaceae
Product: beta-lactamase/transpeptidase-like protein
Exons: 3
Coding region: 1-1188 (395 amino acids)
Source: RefSeq, a predicted model, not a curated record
AUGACACCGUUCAAGAAACUCCUUCACAACUCUUUGCAGGACGACGUGUUCUCGUCGUUAGUACUCUUCGCCAAACGUCGUGAUGGUGGCCCAUCGCCAUCAUGGCCCAAUCAGCUCCCCGUCGACAAAGACACUGUCUUCACGCUAGCUUCCUGCUCAAAACUCCCGCUCACGGUAGCUGUGUUACAGCUCGUAGAGAAACAGCUGCUGACACUAGACUCAGAUGUGAGCAUUAUGCUCCCAGUUCUGGGACGCCAGAAAGUCCUGGCUGGCUGGCAUCUAGACGGCUCACCCAUUCUCAACGAGCGUCGCAACCCAAUAACUCUUCGCCAUCUCUUGACACACUCCGCCGGCACGAGCUACUACUUUCAGAAUAAAGACCUAAGACGACUUCGAAGUCUCAGAGGAAAACUCCCGGCUACCUUGGAACCUACCAUCGAAGAACGUUUCGACGAUCCGCUGCUCUUCGAACCGGGAGAGGGCUGGGACUAUGGUUGCGGACUUGAUUGGGCGGGCAAGUUGUUAGAGCAGCUUACCGGCAUGUCUCUAGAAAGAUACCUAAAAUUACACGUGUGGGCGCCACUGGGAGCAUCGAGCUUUACUUUCUGGCCAAAUGCAGAGGGGGAAAACCAGAAGGUCGCCACGCUCACGGAAAGAAACGCAACUACCGGGAGGCUCGAGGUGCAUCCUAACGUCCUGACCUUAAAUCAAGGAGUCGACACCGAGUGUUUUGGAGGUCAUGGGGCUUAUUGCAGCGCAGGAGACUACAUGGAGCUCCUCUAUUCCAUCUUCAGCAACGAUACACGUGUGCUCCAGCCCGAUUCUGUGGAGAUGAUGUUCCAGGCCAACUUGUCGGACCAAAGCAGAGCAGCUCUACAGGCAGGUUUCGACAGGCAAAAACUAACCAUUGGCGAUUUCUACCGCGGCGAGGUCUACAAUUGGGGAUUGGGAGGAAUGUUGAUCGACGGUCGGCGUUCAGAAGCGCAGUGCCCACGAGGAUCAAAGACUUUGGUAUGGGGUGGUGGAACGAAUCAAUUUUGGUUUAUUGAUCGAACCAACGGCUUCUGUGGUCUCAUCAUGUCUCACGUCCUCCCACCUCAAGAUCCACAAAUCGAGGAGAUCAUUGGCGCAUUUCAGAGACAUGUGUACAAGUCAAACCAUGAUCAUGGUUUCCGAAGCUUUCUGUAG